Molecule: messenger RNA, 1305 nt
Organism: Alosa sapidissima (American shad)
Lineage: Eukaryota; Metazoa; Chordata; Actinopteri; Clupeiformes; Clupeidae
Product: GTPase IMAP family member 9-like
Exons: 3
Coding region: 192-1205 (337 amino acids)
Molecular function (GO): GTP binding
Source: RefSeq, a predicted model, not a curated record
GUCGAGCUUUCUUCACUAGCGAAUGAGGAAGAGACAGAGAACGGCUUAUUUAAACAAAACUCAAAAUCGUAGACAAGAAAUCAAAUCGACAUGUGAUUGGCUGUCUACUUUGUGUAGGAGUCACCCUACAGAUAACAGUUCACUCUCGUCUGUGUUUCUGAGGACAACAGCUUGUGUCACUUGUACUUGUAAUGGAGAAACACUUGCCAAAUGAACCCUUGAGGAUUGUGCUUCUGGGGAAAACUGGAUCAGGAAAAAGCACAAAUGGAAACAGGAUUUUAGGGAAAUCUGAAUUCAAAUCAAAGUGUGUUCCUGUACCUAUAACAAGAGCAUGCCAGGUGUCAUCAGCACAAGUUGAAAAAACAUUUGUCAGUGUCAUUGAUACACCAGGUAUCUCUGACAUCACACUUGAAGAAAACGAUCUGAGGAAAGAACUAAAACGCUGUAUUGAGUUGUCUGCACCUGGACCUCAUGCUUUCCUGCUGGUGAUCAGGCUAGAUAUAAGAUUCACAGAUAAGGACUUUAAGGCCAUCGAGUGGAUCAAAGAAAACUUUGGAGAAGAGGUUCUUCUCCAUAUGAUCAUCCUGUUUACUCAUGGUGAUUGGCUAGGGGAAAGAUCGGUAGAUAAAUAUAUUCAUUCCAAUUUUGUUGAAAUUAUUAACAAAUGUGGGGAGAGAUACCAUGUGUUCAACAACAUUAAUAAUAACAAACUUGAGGUUACGGAGUUGCUGAAAAAGAUCAAUGACAUGCGUUGUGUCAAUGGAGGAAAGCAUUAUAGCAGUGAAAUCUAUGAGAAGGCUCAGGCAAAGCUAACAUGUGAGAAAGAUGAAACUGUAAUUGAUUAUGUCACAAAAGUUCUGUUUGUUUUAGGGGCUGGGAUAGCAUUAGCAACCGGACUUAUGAUAGUAGGUCCAACAAUUCCUGUAAUGACCUAUAUUACUGUACUAGCAGGAUUUACAACAAUAUUUGCCACCACUACAUCUUGGUUAAUAGCUGAACAGAUAAAGAAAUGCAAACAAAUAAAUGAGGACUAUGCUGAUAGAAAAUGGCAGCUAGAAGGAUUAGGAGCUGAAUCCAAAGAGCCAAAUGUAAUCCAGAUUGGACAACUGAAGGUAGAAAUAAAGCAUCAGAAAGCCAGGAAGCGUAACAGGAAAGGGACGAAGGACCCCGCCUGGCCAAACAAGGUAUUGCCUUCUCCAACAUGACUUUCUGACAUUAUGCACAAUAAUGAUGACCAUAAUGUUCUGUGUAACAAGCAAGGCUGUAAAAAGCAUUUCAGAAUAGCUGAACAUUUAAUAACAACUU